Messenger RNA from Zeugodacus cucurbitae (melon fly), 2868 nucleotides. RefSeq names its product E3 UFM1-protein ligase 1 homolog (gene Ufl1). Gene Ontology annotation, molecular function: UFM1 ligase activity. Gene Ontology annotation, cellular component: endoplasmic reticulum membrane. The transcript has 9 exons. Gene Ontology annotation, biological process: regulation of proteasomal ubiquitin-dependent protein catabolic process; response to endoplasmic reticulum stress; protein K69-linked ufmylation. The record is from RefSeq and is a predicted model, not a curated record. Bases 113 to 2440 code for a protein of 775 amino acids. NCBI's taxonomy places the organism in Eukaryota, Metazoa, Arthropoda, Insecta, Diptera, Tephritidae.
UGUUUAUUUUGUUGUUUCUGUGAAGUGUCUACGAUUGCAGCAGAUGAAAGUUGUUUUGGACGUGAUAUUAAGGAUUUUUGUUAAUAUAUCUUAAGUUAUACUAAAAUUCGAAAUGAGUUCCGAUUGGGAUGAAAUUAAACGUUUGGCCGCUGAUUUUCAGAAAGCCCAGUUAACAUCGACAUUGCAAAGGCUUUCCGAACGUAAUUGCAUAGAAAUAGUGACGUUAUUGCUGGAGAAAAAUUUAAUAGAAGCUUUCUUUACGAACGAUGGCAAAGAGUAUAUUACACCAGAUCAAUUGGAACGUGAAGUGCAGGAUGAACUAUAUGUGAACGGUGGACGUAUUAAUUUAGUAGAAGUCAGCAAAACGCUCAACGUUGAUUUGUCACGCAUAGAAGAAAUCGCUGGACGCAUUGCAGAAAAUGAUGCUGAGAUACAUUUUAUGUUGGGCCAGUUAAUCAACGAACAAUACAUCACACAUAUUGCAGAAGAAGCCAACGAGCGUCUAGCACAGAAGGGCGAAAUCACUGUUUCAGACUUGGCUCAACAAUUUGACUUGCCUUCCGAUUUUCUGCAGCACGAUGUUAUGGAAAAACAUUUGGGGAAAAUCAUACGCGGACGACAAGAUGCAUCUAAUCCACGUGUCUUCUUCACUCAGGCAUAUAUACAGCGUUGCAAAGCUAAAAUACGAGGUGCACUGAAAGCUAUUACUUGUCCAACUAACGUAGCAAUCAUUUUACAACAAAUCAAUGUUCAAGAAAAAAUUUUUCAUUCUCUCUUCGAUGAGAUUGCACCUGCCGGUCAUGUGACAUCUAAGCAAGCAAACGCUCAAUAUAUUCCAAAUAUCUAUACAAAAAUGCAAGCGGACUGGGUAAACUCAUUUUACAAACAAAACGGAUUCCUGGAGUAUGAAGGUGUUGCUAAAUUGGGUAUUUCUGAUGCGAAACAGUUUAUAAAAAAGCAAUUACCCAAUGAAGACAUUAUUUACUUGAAACGUUGUGCGAUUGGCUCCAAAAUAAUCGAUCUCACUGUGCUUAGUUCAUUGAAUGAGUGUAGUGCUACUAAAAGUUACGUUGACUUGGCCACCAUACUACCAUCUAAUAUGUCGGAAGAAGAUAUAGAAGAGGUAUUCGAAACGAUAAUGUCUAGAAAAGGUGCUACGCCCGCAAAUUUUGUAUUCCUGCAGAGUAUUGUAUUCUCGCAACAAUAUUUGAAUGAACUUGUACAACCAUGUCACGAAAUGGCACAUGCAAAUGCCAAAACUGCGGUUGAGAGCGGCAUUUAUCAGCAGUAUCUAGCUGAAAAACAGCUAUCUGGGAAAUCGGCGUCUGCGCAGGACUAUGACGACGAUUCCAAAACUGACAAGCGUGAGGAGCGACGCAAAAAAGCAGCAUCUGGAAAGGCUGGUGGCGGCAGUCAGGGACGCGAGACCAAAACCAAAUCAACUAAAAAGCAUCAACGUGGUGGGCGUGGAAAUGCUGGCGAUAGCGACGAUGAACAAGAAUCGCGUGGUGGUGUAAGCAAAAAAAGUGCGAAAACUUUUGAAUUGGUGAAAGUGGUUGACAUUGUAAACAUCAUUAACAAGACUUUGGAGGAGGAAGGCUUGGAAUAUCUCGCAGAUACCAUCGCAGCGCUGCAUUACAGCCAAUUAAAUCAAGUUGCGCUGGCCAAAGCACAAGAAUUGUUCGAAGCAACGCCACAAACAAAUCGCCGGCAAACUCAUGCAGCAAUACAAGAACGUAUUAAUACAUUGCUCGUUGAUUUGCGUUUGUAUGAGAAGGGUUUAAAGCUGCUACCGGCCGAUGUGCAAGCGCAACUCGUGAAAUAUUUGCUCAAAUCACUUGGUAAUGACAUUUGUAAUGAACUAACCGCCUAUAUUGCCAGCGAAUGCAAUUUAAAUACAAAAGUUACAAAUUUCAAUGUGGAUCAACGCAACAAAAUAGCACAGGAGUGUGAUCCCGAGUAUAAAACAGCACUACUGGAAAUCAAUAAAGCGCUGAAUAAAACAAUCGAUGAUUUUGUUUUGGCUACUGAAGGUGUAUUGAAGGCGUGCAGCAUGAUAAUCAAGAAGGUUGAUAAGAAAAAGGAUCGACAACUUAUACUGCAGCACAAAGAAAAAUUGCUACAACAAUUACAGGAAACUGUUGAGCCGGCGUUGGUGUUGCACUUGGCCGCUUUAAUACUUUUCACCACAGUAACGGGUUGUAUCAUACACGCUUCUGGUAAAUUCGUCGCACAAAUACUCGCUUACAUACGUCCCCACUUAAGUAACGAACAAAAUGAACAACUUAUGCAAUACCAUGACUUUGUUUUGAAAUUGUUGCAAGCGAAAGAAGACAGCGACGAGGCGAAAAACAUAAACGAACAGUUGCAGAGCCUACAAAAUACCAUUAAAGAGUUAGCAGCGUCUUAUGAAAAGCCCGGCAUUUCCAAAACCGAAUAGAUAUGAUUGUAAUCUGAAUGACAGCUUGGUAGACGCAUUUUUUAUGUAAAGCGCAAUUCUUUUAAACCUAAUAAUUUGUAUGCUUUAUUUGGAAUAAAGUUAUUUGCGGGAGUUUAGUAACUUUUAUUUUUUUAUUUAUUUGUUUGUGGAGUGACAAGCGCGUAUUUCACAAUUUCGUAAUGCCUAAUUUUAUUUGAUGUUUUGAAAAAGUGCUUACAGCUAAUGAAUUAAAUAUAAUGUUACAUAAUUGUAUAGCUAGUUCGACUACAAAUAUUUACAUAGUAUAUACUACAAAUUAUGUUGCAGCACUGUGCUGAUUUACGACGUCAGGCAAUCAUCGUUACAAACGUGUAUAAUUACUCGUAUCGUGUGCGUACUAAUAGCUGUGUAAUCGUUGCAGAAUUUGCUUUGCUUUAUCACUAGUUUGU